This is a messenger RNA of Pelodiscus sinensis (Chinese soft-shelled turtle), 2535 nucleotides long. NCBI's taxonomy places the organism in Eukaryota, Metazoa, Chordata, Testudines, Trionychidae. The record is from RefSeq and is a predicted model, not a curated record.
AUGUACAUUUGGGAAUUCUUUUCUAACUUUAUACUUUUACACCUUGACUUGAAAAUCAAGUGUGUAGGAUGACUUAACAUCAGAUAUUUUGUUUUGCAGAAGGCCCUGUUUGCGUAAUUGCUUAGAUAAUUAUAGAAGCCAUGAUCCUAGUGAAAGAAAACUCUUAGCCAUCAGAACUGCAACAUUAGUGUGUUGCUCCUUGCUCCUUUUGUCUUCCAGGAAAAUUGAUGAUUAGUGUAAUCUAACAUGUAUUUCGCUGUUCUAGCAUCUACAUAUUAUGUUCACUUAGUUCAACCCUCAAAUAUUGUUUGCAAUUCUUAGCUCUGCUUGCAUAUUAGGUUUCUUUAAAAGUGUUAUUCCUAGCUCUGCAUGAGAUCUCUUUGUUUGUGAAAUUGUACCAGCUUGAUACGUGAUUAUCACAAAUAAUUGCCAAGAAUACUUAUUGUGUAAUCCAAACCGAUUUUCUGGUUGUUAUUGGCAAUGAUUUUUAUGUGCUAGGUUGGCCAUUUAAAGCUGAAAAUUAUGUUAUCAAACUUGGCAAUCAGAGCCUGAGACUAUGAGUGCGAAAAUAAGAUCUCAUUUUCCAAAAGUGGCAUUUUUUAAUCAGAGAAAUGAGAGGCAAGACGUGCUAGAAGCUAAGAUCUAGAGGGCACAGAGCUUUGGAGUCACUUCAGUGUUGUCAUUUUUUUAAACAAAUGAGCCCUAUUCUCUUGACCUUCUGUACACAUAAUGUAUUUUCCCACCCCGGUAGAGCUACACCUGUUCUCUUUGUAUUGGAACUUCAAUGUCUUAGGUGGUGGGGACAGAAUUUGUACCCUAAGCAAUUUUGAAAGGAAGAGAAGAAUGUCUGUGACCUUUCACCCAGUGAACCUUGGCCUUCUGAGCUUUUGUCAGCCAUGUUCCCUAUCUCCCCUAACUGUCUUCACCGUCUCCCAAGAGAACAGUACAUUGCAAUGGGAAUCCUGGAUUGUCAUGAACCUGUAUUCCGCUGUUAACAUUGGAAAGUGGGGAUGGUCCAUCCCUUUAUUUAUCAUUACCAUGGUGUGUGCUGGUACAGAGAACAAGCUGAGCUCUCUGUCUGAUCUAGAGCAGCAGUACCGAACAUUGCGCAAGUACUAUGAGAACUGUGAGGUCAUCAUGGGUAACCUAGAAAUCACCAGCAUUGAACACAACCGUGAUCUUUCCUUCCUAAGGUCUAUCCGGGAAGUCACGGGAUAUGUCCUGGUGGCUUUGAAUCAGUUUGAGUAUCUCCCAUUAGAGAACCUACGCAUCAUUCGUGGGACAAAACUCUACGAGGACCGAUAUGCCUUGGAGAUAUUUCUUAACUACAGAAAGGAUGGUAAUUUUGGACUCAGGGAACUUGGCCUGAAGAAUUUGACUGAAAUACUGAAUGGAGGGGUAUACGUUGGCCAGAACAAGUUUCUUUGCUACGCAGACACCAUUCAUUGGCAGGAUAUCGUGCGUAACCCCCGGGCUUCCAACUUCACUUUGGUGCCGACCAAUGGCAGCGCAGGAUGUGGACGAUGCCACAAGUCCUGCAGAGGCCGAUGUUGGGGACCUACAGAAAACCACUGCCAGAGCUUGACAAAGACAGUGUGUGCAGAGCAAUGUGAUGGACGAUGCUACGGGCCAUACGUCAGUGACUGCUGCCAUCGGGAAUGUGCUGGGGGCUGUUCUGGACCGAAAGACACUGACUGCUUUGCCUGCGUGAAUUUCAAUGACAGUGGCGCAUGCGUCACUCAGUGCCCCCAGACUUUUGUCUACAAUCCCACCACCUUCCAGCUGGAGCACAACCACAACGCCAAAUACACCUAUGGAGCUUUCUGUGUCAAGAAGUGCCCACAUAACUUUGUGGUAGAUUCCAGCUCUUGUGUGCGUGCAUGUCCCAGCUCCAAGAUGGAGGUUGAAGAAAAUGGUAUUAAGAUGUGCAAACCGUGCACUGACAUUUGUCCUAAAGCAUGUGACGGCAUUGGCACAGGCAGUUUGAUGUCCGCUCAGACCGUGGACUCCAGCAACAUCGACAAGUUCAUCAACUGUACCAAGAUCAACGGGAACCUGAUCUUUCUUGUCACUGGGAUUCAUGGGGACCCCUAUCACACAAUUGCAGCAAUGGACCCAGAGAAAUUAAAUAUCUUCCAAACAGUCCGAGAGAUAACAGGUUUCUUGAAUAUUCAGUCUUGGCCCCAAAACAUGACAGACUUCCGUGUGUUUUCGAAUUUGGUUACUAUAGGUGGAAGAGCCCUCUACAGCGGCCUUUCCUUGCUCAUCCUGAAGCAACAGGCAAUUACCUCUCUACAGUUCCAGUCCCUGAAGCAGAUCAGUGCUGGCAAUGUCUACAUAACAGACAAUACCAACCUGUGUUACUAUCACACAAUCAACUGGACCAGCCUUUUCAGCACAUCCACCCAAAAAACGGUGAUCCACCGAAACAAGAAGGCUGAGAACUGCAUGUACAGUCCUGCCAGAAGAGAAUAUGGAAAAUACAAACACCGCCAGAAAAAGAAGAAAAUGCAAACAACCAUUUGGGGGCCAUAA